CCUGAAGUGAUUCAUUGAUGAGUCAACAGCUAUGAGCUAUAAAGCCACAGCACUGAUGGAGUCUAAGCAUGACACAGCUCGCUCACCUAAAGGUGGAUGUUCUUCUAUUCUCAAAGCACAAACUCUCUCACUCCCAAGGAAGGAAUUAUGGCUGUGUACCCUGCUCUUUUUUGCUCCUGUGUAGUGACGGUACUGACGCUCACCAAUGGCCGUGCUCUACCUACAGACAGCCUGAAAAGCUCUGUCAAACUUCAAGUCGAGAACAUCAUCUCCAGAAUCCAGAAACACAAAGAUGAGUUCCAAAUCCUUCAUAAAAUGAUCCUGGAUAGUCCCGAGCUCCUGCCCGAGCUGCAGUCUGAUAAACCCAUCGAGGGUCUGAGCUCCAUGGUGGAGAUGCUGAACAACUUCCAGCGAGUUCUUCACAGCCUGCCCAAGGGUCACAUGAGCCAACUGCACAGUGAUGUAAGCACACUGCAGCACUACCUGGAAGACAGGAUGAGCUCACUGCAGUGCACACACAGGAAAACAGGCACAGAGAAGAACCUGGAGGACUUCCUGAAAAACCACAGCAUGUACUACAUCACCCUGCGUCACGUGGCUCUGGACAGACUGCAGAAAUACAUACAGAGGCUCAACCACAAUCUAGAGCAACUGAGAACAUGCUGAACUCAAUGAUCCCUGUGUUGCUUCU
Molecule: messenger RNA, 691 nt
Organism: Tachysurus vachellii
Lineage: Eukaryota; Metazoa; Chordata; Actinopteri; Siluriformes; Bagridae
Gene: lepa
Product: leptin a
Exons: 3
Coding region: 97-666 (189 amino acids)
Biological process (GO): signal transduction
Cellular component (GO): extracellular region
Molecular function (GO): hormone activity
Source: RefSeq, a predicted model, not a curated record